UUUUGAUAUGUAUUGCUGGAGUUACUUGCGAUACUUCCUUGCUGAUUUAGCAAAGCUAGAGUGAUCUUCUAUUGUUAUAAUUCGUCACCUUUGUAUCCCCAGUCAGUGCAACUAGCUAUGGAAGGGGGCAUACGAGUGGCAGUUAAGAACUUGCUCAACCCUCAAGCACCAGGUACUUUGAUUACUGCAACAAGAGAUAUGAGCAAGGUUAUAUUAACCAGCAUUAUGCUGAAAUCAAAUGUUACAGUGCUGAACAUAAAGAGCAGAAGGAUUCUACACCAGUCCGGUUUUCUAGCGAAGUCCUUCUCAAUUUUCGAAAAAUUGGGCAUUUUUGUCAGUUGUGUGGUUACUAGUGAAGGCAAGAUAUCAUUGAUAACAAUUCCACCAAAAACGUCGAGUCAUGAAUUGGUCCAGCUGGAGCUUGAUAGUGUAAUUGGGGAUCUUAAAGAAAUUGCAAUUGUUGAUCGACUAGAGAACAGAUCAGCCAUCUCCCUGAUAGGGAACGCACAGAUGUCACAACUCAUUCUUGAAAAGGCGGUGAAUGUUCUCCGGAGCAUUAAUGUUACGGCCCAGAUGAUCUCGCAAACAUCAUCCGAGGUGAUGAAAAUUUCCUUUGUGGUGAAUGACCAUGAGGCAGAACGUUGCGUGCAAGCCCUCCACUCAGCAUUUUUUGACAAGGGUUUGGUGUCAGAAGCACAAGUUGCAGAGGUGGAGCGCGCAAUCCCAUCUGCAGUGGCGUCGAGCUCCGGUGUCAAGAAGAGAAAGGCCUGGGGGGAGCACCAAGCAACGGGUGUUUGUCAGGAAAGGGCAGACAUUACUGCUGACCGCAGUCAUAGUGUUAUUGAGCAUCCAAUCAUGCCUGACGCUGGAGGAGAUGACUACGUCAGCGUUCCCGCAGAGCACCUGGACAUCAUACCUGACGACAAUCCUGUGGCUGUCAGAGUCGACAAUGAUGGAUUUGCCGGUGGCAGUGUAAUGCCUCAACCCCAAGCUGUUCAGCCCGAGCAACCAUCAGGUGUUGACGCGAACCACAGUGCUGAGGUGUACAAUAAGCUCUGGGCAUUUCUGGACAACGACAACCCGAUGCCUGUCAGAGGUGACAACGGCGAUGGGGAUCCACUUGCGUGGUUUGCCGGCAUACUUGAACCUGGCGACUACCCGAUGUUCGACGACAGCGGGUUGGACAACGCCCCGAUGCUGAAUGCUGAUGCCGAGCAGCAGGGACGACUCACUGAGGCGGCGGAGGGCGGCAGCCCAAUUGUCACGGAGGAGGAGGAGGUGAUAAAGGCCCUGAUAGCAGGUGAUACCCCUGAUAAGUUCUUUGGCUUGCCCAGCAGCGACAUGUCUUGGUCCCCGCCAGCGCUUGCCUCAUCGUCAUCGUUGCAUGUGGCAGGGGAGUGUCAGACAACAUUCUGCGGCCUCUGCGUGUGGCAGGGGAGUGUCAGACAACACUCUGCGGCCUCUGCUUCACCGAGGAAAUAG
This is a messenger RNA of Lolium rigidum, 1482 nucleotides long. RefSeq lists its product as uncharacterized. Gene Ontology annotation, cellular component: chloroplast stroma. The coding region runs from base 118 to 1482 and encodes 454 amino acids. The transcript is spliced from 6 exons. The record is from RefSeq and is a predicted model, not a curated record. Lineage: Eukaryota; Viridiplantae; Streptophyta; Magnoliopsida; Poales; Poaceae.